This is a messenger RNA of Gopherus flavomarginatus (Mexican gopher tortoise), 3789 nucleotides long. Its product is annotated as TLR adapter interacting with SLC15A4 on the lysosome-like. The record is from RefSeq and is a predicted model, not a curated record. The transcript has 2 exons. Gene Ontology annotation, biological process: regulation of toll-like receptor signaling pathway. NCBI's taxonomy places the organism in Eukaryota, Metazoa, Chordata, Testudines, Testudinidae. Bases 2841 to 3770 code for a protein of 309 amino acids.
UUUAAAAACAAAAUAAGUUUCUAACCUUUUUCCUUGCAGAGAAAACCUAAGCAAACCAAUCAUGAGUUUUGAAAGCUUAUCACUGAUUUUUUUCUAAAGAUGGCAUGUUAUCCACAGUGCCUUGGCUUCCAGUCAUCCAUGGUUGGCCUUUAGGGUCUGGAGAAGCUGUAACUAUGCGUUGUUUGAUUAUUGUGAUGAUCCCAGAUCAUGUCACAGCUGAAGUAGUCAGUGGUGCCCAGGUUACAGUUGAUAGGACUAGGUCACUGCAAACUGCCAGCUGUGUGCACUCUGGCUACGAGGGACACAGCAGCGUGAUCUACUGUCUCUGUUCUGAGCAUUACAUUUUAAAAAACAAUCUUUAUACUUUUACCCUCACAUAUGCAUGUUCUCUAUAUGCAAAUGAAGAAACUUGUACCUACAAACACUUGCCUCUGCAAAUCAGAGAGACAUCUAAUUUAAUAACUAAAUUCAGUUGUUUGUAGAUGGAAAUGAGCAAUAGAAAGCUUGAUUGCGUCCCUGCAUUUUGAAAUGUACUACGAGCAUGGCCAAAGGUAUUGAACGGAAAUCUAUUAGACACACUAAUCUUUUAGUAAUCUUAGUUAUUUUUAGUUGACAUAUUGCAAAAUUAAAAAACAGUCAUGCUAGUUGUGAACAUUACACCAGAAUCAGUCCCAUCCAGACUCAUUUUUUACAUCCUCUUUUGGAUUUGGUGUCACUGCUUGUUUACAGACCACACAUUUUUCCACUGGUGAUGGCACUUCUGUUUUAAAAAUUGUACAUAAAGAGGAACAAAAUUGUGUGUGCUCCAGUUAUUGCUCACACUGUUUGAAGUGAAUAAAGAGAAUUUAUUCUAAGGUUGCUGCAGUUGUAGUCAUGGAAUGUUAGGUUAUGUGACUAUCCACAUCUUAUACUGAUUCUGAAAGGGUAAGUCUGGUUUUCUUUAGUUUGUCUCAGCUUAUCUUUUGUUACAGAAUUUAGAGUCCCACUUAUUUUGCUUAAAAUAACUUUAUGUAUUUAUUUUUAAAGUAUGCUUGCUAAGGUUCCCAUAUUUUUGACGUCUUGCUCUAACACUUUGAACCAAGCAUUAGAGGCAAACUUUUCACAAGUAACUAAGGCCCAGCUCCUCAAAACUAUUUAGGCACAUAACUCCGAUUAAUUUCAAUAAGAGUUAGGCACCUAAAUACCUUUGCACAUCUGGGCUUAACUCCCAUUUUCAGAAGUGAGUCAGGCAUCUAGUUGCCUAAGUCCCAUUGACUUUCAAUGAGAUUUAGGCUUAUAAGUGCCUGUGUCUCUUUUGAAAAUGGCACAUAGGUACUUUUAAAAUUUGUAUCCUGCAUCUUUGCUUGUGUGAGAGGUAUUAAAAAUAAAGUAAAAUGGUUAAAUUAUUUUAAUUGCUGAAGGAUCUGUGUAUUGUGCUUUUUCUGAGCACUGGUGUCAUUCUUAUGACAUUUGAAUUAGAGUGUGCUUAUUAAUAUGUGGAGUACUUAAAAUCAAUUCUGCUUUGGAAAGAGUUAUUUUAAGGGUUGAUUCUGGUAUCACACCUGCUCUACAGAGGUGUCACUUUAUAUUAAACAACUAUCCCCUUAUUUAAAUGGAUUUAAAUGUUUUUAAAGUGCUGAUGUGAGCCCUGCUUGCCCAAGUCUGUCAGUUCUGGGCUGUGAGGCUGUGUAGACAUUUCCUGAGUGCUCCAGAGAUGCACAACAGGAGCAGUCCCCCCGUGCUGGGACAUCAUUGCAAAGGCAUUCAAAGUGAAGAGGAGACUUUUGGUGGUGUUCUGCUUCAUUCUCCCACAUAAGGGUCAGCCACAAUGUGGUCCUCAAUGAGAGUGAGUCACAGCCAGCUCCCACUGAAGUCAAUGGAAAGACUCCUAUUUAUUUCAAUGAGAGAUGGAUUGAGUCCUAAAGGCUUGCUCCAUCUAAGUCAAUUGGAGUUUUACCACUGACUCCAAAGGGUGCAGGAUCAAGCCCUGUGUGAGCAAAUACAAUUAAAAGGCAAAGCCAAGGAAUCACAAAAUGUAGUAGCUAACUAUUGAUGUGUAGUUUGUUUUUUAAUUAUUCAUGAUACUAUUUCAUAAUGUACUAGUGAAUGAAUGCAGUGAAUUUAGUAAAAUUAUGGACUCCUAGCAAUACAAGAGCUCAUUACAGUAUCUGCUUAAAUUUCGGCUAAUAGUUCGGCAAUAUACCUAACAUUUUUAUGUAAAUAAGCAAGAUAUUGCUGCAAUUAGGGCUCAGUCCUGCAAGGGGCUGAGCAUUCUUGGGAAGUGAUGGACAUCCUCAGCUCACGCUGAAGGCAGUGGAAAUUGCGGCCUCUCAGGAUUUCACAGUAGAGCUCAACACCUUGCAUGAUUAGCCCCUUAGUUUACUAAAAAAAAAAGUGUGUAGAGGAUUAUCAUCAGUCAGAACUUCAGCUGGUGAAAUCAGUUGUUGCACUGUUUCUUUCGGUAGCACCAUGUUGAUUUUACAUCAGCUGAGGAUCUGGCACAGUCACCAAAUGAAAAAGACUUCAUUGAUUAAAUUCUUCUGAGAACAAGUCAUAUGCAUAAUGUAGCACAAUUGUCAGAAUUCAGAAGAAAGAUCCAAGACUCAGGAUGAUUUUUAUUGACCUGAUGACUUUAUCUGGCUAUAAAAAUGAAACUGGUGAAAAAGCAAUUAAGUUACUGUUUAUUAAAAUAAAAAAUGCUCCACAUAUUGCAGUCUAUAUGAAGCAUACAUUUUUUAAAAACCUUUUUAUCAAUUAAGGAUAAAAUAGCCCUUACUGUUACACUUACCUUACAUGGCUUCUUUGUAUUUGUAGGAAUAACGUGAACACUGCAGGUUAGUGAGUCUCUAGCACUGAUCAACAUGUUGGCAGAAGGCAUCCUAACUGGAAUCAUAUACAAAGAAAGAAAACAGGACAUAGAUAAACCCCACAAAUGUCACAUAAACAGAAAAGAUGAAAGGGAAACCUGGAAAGAUCACCUUAUAGAUACACCAGCAAUUAAAGAUUUUGCUUCAGAAUCUGAGAAGCAGAAUGAGAUCAUUGCAAAAGGUAGCAAAAUGGAAAAUAAUAAAGAACUUCUGUGGAAAUCUAAAGAAUUGCUACCUGCAAAAGAACAUAAUGCACAUGUUAAAGGAACAAUAUCUGCAUCUUUACAUAUACCAGGAAGAGAACAAAGUCAUGAAAACCAGGUGGAUUUGUAUAGAUCCUGGUCAUGCCACAGUAUUUAUCAAAACUAUCCUGACUUACAUAUUGGAGGAGACCAUGUAGGAGGCUAUAUGCGGGAUUCAGGUUGCAUUAUGGACCACAUAAGUGAUGAACUUGUUGAUGGCCCGGUUUUACUGUCAGGAGAUAUUCUAUUGGGUCAUUCCCCUCAAAAUGAGCCUCUUGAAAAAACAACUACAAAGUCCUUGAAUGGUGAUGAAGGUGGAGAAAGGAGUAUGACACUCCACAAGCAGCCUCUUUCGAAUUCUGUGCUGAAUAACUACAUGGAUACAAAAGUGGAAGAGCUCUAUAAACAGUUUUUUGAAGAGAACCUGACCAGGUGUGGUUCUGUAACAAACCUCCUGACUUCCAGUUUGAUCAUGAAUAACCUAAAACAGAUAAACCUUCAGAUCUCUCAAGAACAGACUAUAGAAACAUGUAAAGCUAGAGAAGUGUUUUUACAUUCUUUAGCUCUGUUGAGUUUCCGCAAUGCUGCCAGUGGAAACAGCUCUGAAUUUAGCACUCCAAAUUUACAGUUCUCAAACUUGCCAAGCAAGAGAAAGAGCUCCCGGGUACAGUUUACAUCAUGACUGAACUGUUUGGUUACAG